Molecule: messenger RNA, 3606 nt
Organism: Stylophora pistillata
Lineage: Eukaryota; Metazoa; Cnidaria; Anthozoa; Scleractinia; Pocilloporidae
Source: RefSeq, a predicted model, not a curated record
CACUUUUACAGUUUAUGUUUGUCCCCUUUCAGUGAUAGUACACUUAGAACAAUCCUCAUAGACUUGCAUACCAGUCUUUGUGGGGCUUGGACCAAAUGGAUUGAUUCAAAACACUUCUUUUUAUUAAUAAUAAUAUUAACAUAUUUAUGCAGGAUGACCAAUUCAGUUAUAAAAAAACUGCUAUCAACAUGGGUCCUGCGGGGGGGGAAGCCACAUACACAAUCUAAGAACCUAUAUAUGAAAAGAGAUAGGAAUACUAGAACUAGAUUCCUAGAUGAUCAUUGUCGGCCCCUUUAUAAAAAAAAAUGCUCUUUUGGUUGAUUCUAAUUUAACCCUGUCAAUAAUAAUGUUACGGAGAAUUCCCGCACGCGCUAGUCAAGUAAUCUUGGACAGUAUACUUUCACUUGAUUAGGGCUUUAUUUUCGACAUUUCAACAUUACACGUUCCGUUCUACGAUCAACCCUAUCUAUUCUAUUAUGACUUAAGGUCACAAAAAUCGCUACAUUUAUUAGCUAAGGAAAUCUACAACCAGAUACGUAAUCCCGUGUGGGGAUCAAGGCUUACUCGCGUCCUACAACGAUUCGUGGGCAUUAAGUUCCUUAUCCUCUCAAAAUACCUGAUAAGAUACAUCAUUGUUUUGAUUAUUCUAUGCCGCAACGCUUUCUGUUACAUUCUACUUUAACGGUAACGAAAUCACAAUUUACUGGAAAACAAUAAUAUAAUAAACGAGGAAGUUAAUAUUUUAAGCGUGUAAAUGCUUCACGACAGAUAGAUGUUUGGUUUAUUAAGACCUCUUGCAGUAUAAAUAAAUGAAUUACAGGUCCGGCCAUCAAAGAAUAAUAAAACAUUUACACAAGUAUACAUGUAAGAAAAAAUUUUAUUGCUUUAGCAACUAACAAGCAUCUACCACAAAACUAGUCACGUGCAAUGCACAUAGCGUAUUUGUAUAAGAUCAAGUUCUUAAACCUGACCGUUGAAGUGCCGCGGAUAUUUGAAUUUCUAGGUCUUAGUGCGUAGUUACAUUGAAUAUCUACUCAGGCGCGACUUGUACAACUUACGACUAUAACUUAUGACUUUACAGAGAAGAAAUCAUAACCAAGCUUAUUGCCCUUCGACCAUGAGGCUCAAGACAUCCAUCUUAUCACUGGUAGAUUAAAUCAGUCUAAGCAUACGCUUAACUUAAAAGGUUACAUAGACAAAUCGAUAUACUUUUCAGGGCUCUCUUUAAACUAGCUAGUAGUAGGCCUAUGACGGGUUCUGGCUCAUUUUUCCUGAAUUUACGUCAAAUUAUCAUGAAUAUACGUUAAUUUAACACUUUCAUGACCCGUUUUAUGCUCUCUCGUUAAAAUAUCGUGAAUUCACUAUAAUUUAUCACUUUCGGGAGAUUCUUUAAGUAUGUUUAUGGCGUUCACGUUAAAAUAUAGUGAAUUCACGAUAUUUUAGCACUUUCCACCAUCUCGAUUUGCCAAAUCACGUCAAAUAAUCGUGAAUUCACUAUAUUUUUGCACUUUUCCCAUCAUCUAUUUGUGGUAUUCACGUUAAAUCAUCGUGAAUGCACGAUAAAACGACGGCGUGCCAUUUGCCUUUAAGUGUGUUGUGUGACGGCUUUGUGGUGUCUGCGGUUUUAUGCAAAUUUUUAUCAAACAGUCUAGACUUAGACUUAGAAUUUUUACGAAAAAAAAUACAUCACAAAACAAAACAAAACUGACGGCCGCCAGAACCUCCCGAAGGAACUUAGUUUUUUACUUUGUGCAAUGUUCCUCCGGGAGGUUUUUGCUUUUGUUAUAAAAGAUGUCUCACUUUUUUUUUAUUUUAACUCUGAGCGCCCAUCGUUUGAACUCUUUAUUUUUACUAGGUUAGCGUCCUAGGCUUAACUCUGAGCGCCCAUCGUUUGAACUCUUUAUUUUUACUAGGUUAGCGUCNUAAGCGUCUGCCGACGGGAGGGUUUAAAUGGGUAGAUGAGAAAGACUUUGAAAAAUGGAAGAAAUUCCCCUGCAUUCUCGAAGUCGACCUGAAAGGCGUCAAAGAAGAGCUUCACGAUCACUUCAACGAGUAUGCACCCGCUCCUGAAAAUCUGUUGAUUGGGAAAGUGCAUAAGCUGACCUGCACGUUAAACGAAAAGAAAAAGUACAUCAUUCAUCACAAAGCGUUGAAGAAAUACAUGAGCCUUGGAAUCGAGAUCGGAAAGAUUCAUAGAAUUAUCAGGUUCGAAGAGAGUCCUUGGAUGAGGAAGUACAUCAAUAAAAACACAAAAUUGAGAGCAAAAGCAAAGAAUGACUUUGAAAAAGACUUCUACAAGCUGAUGAACAACGCUGUCUUUGGUAAAACCAUGGAAAACAUUCGAAAACGCGUUGACGUGAGACUUGUCACCAGAGAAGAGAAGGCAAAGAAGUUGACAAACAAGGUCAACUUCAAACAUUGUACCAUCUUCUCUGAAGAUCUCAGCGCAAUACACAUGGGGAAGACACAAAUUCUUUUCAAUAAGCCUCUCUAUCUCGGGAUGAGCAUCCUCGAUAUUAGUAAGACAUUGAUGUACGACUUUCACUACAACUACAUCAAACCUAAGUACCCAGAGGGUAAAUCAAAGCUUCUUUUCACAGACACUGAUAGUCUUUGUUAUGAGAUUCAGACUGAAGAUUUCUACAAAGAUAUAAGUGAUGAUGUAGACCGUUUGUUUGACACGAGCAACAUUAAAAAGGGGCAUCCUUCUGGGAUACCGACCGGUGUGAACAAGAAGGUGAUUGGAAUGUUUAAGGAUGAAAAAGGUGGAAGGAUCAUUGAAGAGUUUGUCGGUCUAAGGGCCAAGCUGUACAGCUACAAAAUGUUUGGUGAUGAAGAAGAAGUGAAGAAGUGUAAGGGAAUGAAGGGAGGAGUGGUAGAUCGUACCAUCAACUUCGAUGACUACAAGAGAUGUUUAUUUGGUGGUGGAAAACAACUACGAAAGAUGAACACGCUUCGGAGCCGAAAGCAUGAGAUGUAUAUGGAAGAGAUCAAUAAGGUUGCACUAUCCGCUGAUGAUGACAAGCGAAUCAUUUUACCGGACAAAAUACACACACAUGCGAUAGGGCACCACAAAGCCGUCACACAACACACUUAAAGGCAAAUGGCACGCCGUCGUUUUAUCGUGCAUUCACGAUGAUUUAACGUGAAUACCACAAAUAGAUGAUGGGAAAAGUGCAAAAAUAUAGUGAAUUCACGAUUAUUUGACGUGAUUUGGCAAAUCGAGAUGGUGGAAAGUGCUAAAAUAUCGUGAAUUCACUAUAUUUUAACGUGAACGCCAUAAACAUACUUAAAGAAUCUCCCGAAAGUGAUAAAUUAUAGUGAAUUCACGAUAUUUUAACGGGAGAGCAUAAAACGGGUCAUGAAAGUGUUAAAUUAACGUAUAUUCAUGAUAAUUUGACGUAAAUUCAGGAAAAAUGAUCCAGAACCCGUCAUAGGCCUACUACUCUAGCUAUGCUAAAUGUGAUGUCCCUGUUUAAAUAUUGAUUAAAUAAAUAGACCGAGGUUUUCCUUUUGGCCCUUGGUAGUUCUUCACAACAUAAGAAUUUCGGUGUCCUGCGUUAAAGUGAGAGUUUAUAUUGAUUAAUUAAAAACAGUUUGUUUCCA